AGUGCCUGAUUGGACGAUGGGCUUUACCUCUAGGACUGAUAAGAGGUGACUUUAUUGGGCUCAUUAUGUUGGACUUGUACCUCAAGGAAGCCGGAGUCUCUACAUCUCAGGUUAGGGGACCCCUGCCUAUAUCUAUAUAUAUACCCUUAUGUUACUAUGCAUCUAAUGAUAUAUAGGGGCAUCUAUAUGUACUAGAGACAAAGCAAUAAUCAUUCUGUACCGUUUCUACCUUGGCCAUAUGGGGGAGGGGCAAAAUGUCUACGGACAUGCAAUAUCCAUGAAUAUAGAUAUAUACCCCCAGCGCUCUCUAAUCCUUGUGCUUCUAUGCAGGAUUUUUGUAGCCAAUAAAUGCGCCCGAUCAGCGUCGAAGGACGGGAAAUGGUUCUUGUAAAGGGGAAGUAAAAUAUUGGGCCCUUAUAUCUCAUUAAGCCAAGGGCUGUGCUGUGAUUCCAUUUCAACCACUAAACCUUUAUCUAUGGCAGGAACCAAAGGGUGGCGCUGUUCUGCACAGCCUUAUGGGAAGAAAAGGCCUCUGAGUGAAAAAGAUGAGGAACUGAAGACUAAAGUUUACCUGGAAAUGGCCUGGAACGAUCAGCGACUCUCGUGGGACCCCAAACAAUACGGGGGCAUUGAGUCCCUGAGAAUCUCAUCCUCCCAGGUCUGGACCCCCGAUAUUGUUCUGAUGAAUAAUAACGACGGCAAUUUCAACUUUGCUCUACAAGUGGAUGUUCUGGUCUCCCCCAAUGGCAAUGUCACGUGGCACCCCCCCGGCCUGUAUGUCAGCAGCUGCAGCAUUGAGGUACAGUACUACCCAUUUGACUGGCAGAACUGCAGCAUGGUAUUCCGCUCAUACACCUAUGGGGCUGAUGAGGUGACCCUGGUACAUCCCAAAGAUGCCAAUGGCAAAGAAGUGACCCAGGCUGUGAUCUUCCCCAACACCUUUGAGGAGAAUGGUCAGUGGGUUAUUCGCCACCGCUCGUCCCGCAAGAACUCCAGCCCCAACGACCCACUAUACGAGGACAUCACCUUCUACCUGGUCAUUCAACGCAAGCCCCUCUUCUACAUUGUCAACGUCAUCGUGCCCUGCAUCCUCAUCACUAUCCUGGCCAUAUUUGUCUUCUACCUUCCACCAGAUGCAGGUGAGAAGAUGACCCUGUCCAUAUUCGCUCUCCUCACACUGACUGUCUUCCUGCUGCUUCUGGCUGAUAAAGUCCCCGAGACGUCUCUGGGGGUCCCCAUCAUUGUCAACUACCUCAUAUUCACAAUGACCCUCGUCACCUUCUCCGUCAUCUUCAGUGUGGUGGUCCUGAAUCUUCAUCACCGUUCCCCCAACACCCACCACAUGCCCCAAUGGGUCAAACAGAUCUUCAUCCACUACCUGCCCAAAUACCUGUGCAUUCGCCGACCCAAACCAGAGACUCCUCUACCUGUGGCUCCUCCCCCCCGGCAAGUCACAUCCACCCGCCAUGCUGAUGAGUAUUUCAUACGUAGGCCGGAAAAUGACUUCUUCCUCCCCAAACAAGAAAGGUACCACGCAGACCCUUUCUCACGGGAUAUGAAAUGGUUUUUGGAGGGUCCCAGUUUGGGUCUGGUUCUUCCCCGGGAUCUCCAGUCUGCAGUGACUGCCAUCAGGUACCUGGCACAGCAGCUACAGGAGCAAGAGGACUAUGAUACUCUGAAGGAAGACUGGCAGUACGUGGCAAUGGUUGUUGACCGACUCUUCCUCUGGACUUUCAUUGCCUUCACCAGCCUGGGGACCCUCAGUAUCUUCCUGGAUGCCAACUUCAACCUGCCCCCCGAUACCCCAUUCCCCUGAACCCCAACCCCUCAAUUUCUAUUCAUUGUUCCAAACACAGCAGCCUCUGCCCCUUGUGUGGCCCCAACUCCUCCCAUCAUUCCUUGUGGCCUUGCUUUUUGGUUUUGCUGCAAUAAAUCUCUUUGU
Xenopus laevis (African clawed frog) is the source of this 1942-nucleotide messenger RNA. RefSeq names its product cholinergic receptor, nicotinic beta 1 L homeolog (gene chrnb1.L). Gene Ontology annotation, biological process: excitatory postsynaptic potential; signal transduction; nervous system process. The coding region runs from base 476 to 1816 and encodes 446 amino acids. NCBI's taxonomy places the organism in Eukaryota, Metazoa, Chordata, Amphibia, Anura, Pipidae. Gene Ontology annotation, molecular function: monoatomic ion channel activity; transmembrane signaling receptor activity; acetylcholine-gated monoatomic cation-selective channel activity. The record is from RefSeq and is a predicted model, not a curated record. The transcript has 10 exons. Gene Ontology annotation, cellular component: plasma membrane; acetylcholine-gated channel complex; membrane.